Molecule: messenger RNA, 1524 nt
Organism: Chrysoperla carnea
Lineage: Eukaryota; Metazoa; Arthropoda; Insecta; Neuroptera; Chrysopidae
Exons: 3
Coding region: 200-1504 (434 amino acids)
Source: RefSeq, a predicted model, not a curated record
ACUUUGGGUAGAUACAUUUUAUUUUGAUUAACUGUAAAUACAACAGAAGAACAUUUGUGUUAGUUGAAUAUAUGAUCAAGUAUAGCCCAAGGUUCAAUCAAUUUAUUUAAGUAUUUUCUGUUUUAAAAUUAUUUUAUAGUUGUGAUAUUCGUUGUUCUCUUUAGUUUGAUAUUUUCAAUUAAUAUAUAUAAAAUAAAUAAUGGCUACGAAUUCAAGGCUGAUCAAAGAUAGUUUAUUACCCGAAGGUAAAGAGGAUGAAGAACUGUUAAAGAUAAUCAAGGCAGAAGGAUUUAAAGACUAUGAAAUCACAAUGUCAAGUGGAGCCGAACGUGGUGAUAACUUCACUGGAACGCUAGUAAACAUCGAAGUAAAAGGACAUAGUGAAAACGGCGAAGCAAAGCAAUUAAAUUUAAUAACGAAAUGUUCUCCGCGCCUUGGAGAUUUUCGAAACAUGAUGCCGAUUACACAAUUCUACAUAAUUGAAACUUUCAUGUACGAUACAUAUUUUCCAGCAGUUUUUAAUAUUUUAAAAGAAUAUGGUUUGGAUAAUGAUAAAGCGCUUAGAACAAAAUUAUUCUCUAUUCCAAAAGUAUAUGGAGCAUCCGCUGAACCAAUGGAUGAAUUUAUGAUAAUGAACAAUAAAAAAUGUGAAAAUUAUAAAAUGGGAAAUCGAAUGGAGCCAUUAGAUGAUGCCCAUUGUAGACUGGUUUUAAAGCAAUUAGGCUACUUACAUGGUUUAAGUUAUGCUUUGAAACAUUUAUAUCCAGAAAAAUUCGCAGAAAUCGCUAAAACGUUUGCUUCUUGUAAUGUGUUUGAAAAUGCUCCCGAACAAAUGGUAGCCAUAUAUAGAGCCCAUAUUACAGGAUUAGUUGAAAUGGGUAAAACAACUUUAGAUCCAGAAACAAAUCAACUUGAAAUUGAUAAAAUUGUGGAAUUUUCCAAAAUUGCAUUCGAUGAGUAUAUGAUGGGAUUAUUAAGGGAUAGAUCAAAAUUCGAUCCAAAAUAUUCGGUAGUAAUACAUGGGGAUGCUUGGACAAAUAAUUUUUUGUUUAAAUAUGAUGAAUUAGGCAACCUAACAGAUGACAUGGUUUUUCUUGAUUUUCAACUAUCGCGUUGUGUAUCACCUGCUAUUGAAUUACUUUACUUUCUAGCAGUAUCCGUGUCAACUGAAUUACGAAAAAAUUCAUAUAAUGAAUUAUUGGAGAUUUAUUACAGUAGAUUGAGCGAAAUGUUAUUCAAAUUUAAUUUAGAGCCUUAUGAAGUAUUACCAAGGACCGUACUUGAAAGUGAUAUGAAAAAGUUUGGAGGCUAUAUGAUAGUUGUUGGAGCUCAAGCAUUAGCAUUUCAUACAUCAAAAUCAGAGGAUAUACCAGAUUUUCAAACAAUGACACUAGACGAAUCUGAAAAAUUUAUGCUUGAAGCAAAGAAAAUGAGUAAAAAUGAUUCGUGCCAAUCAAGAUUUAAGGGUAUUAUAUUAUUCGCUAUUGAACAUGGUUUUAUUUAAAUAUAGAAUUUUCGAAAGUG